AUGUCUCAAGAUUUAAAUUAUGCAGAUAAAGAAAAAGAAAAUAAAUAUGUUAAAGUUUGGGAAAAUAUUUCAUUAUCUGAUCUAGCUGAGAGUUUCCAAUCUCUAAGUAAUAUCUUUAAAAAAAAAUGUUUAUUUAUUAGUGAUCCUAAAAGUAAAAAAACAAAAAAAAAGCCUACUGAAUAUGAAUUUAUUAGGCAGUCUCCUGUAAAUACGAAAAAUUUAAUUAAACGACCACCGAUUGUAACAAUAAUGGGCCAUGUUGAUCAUGGGAAAACAACAUUACUCGAUGCACUUCGAAACUCUUCAAUUGUUGAAAAAGAGUUUGGAGGAAUAACACAACAUAUUGGUGCUUUCUUAGUGACAGUAAGUUCUGGACAAACUAUUACGUUUAUUGAUACCCCUGGCCAUGCAGCAUUCACUACAAUGAGAGCAAGAGGUGUACAACUUACAGAUAUAGUAGUUUUGGUAAUAGCAGCAGAUGAUGGAAUUAUGGAGCAAACAAUUGAAUCAAUAAAAAUCAUAAAAAAAUCUUUUGUGAGAACUAUUAUAGCUGUAAACAAAAUCGAUAAGGCAAAAGCUUUAAAUAUUGAAUUAAUUAAAGAGAAAUUACUCGAAGAGGGAAUUCAAGUUGAAGACAAAGGAGGUGAUGUACAAAUCGUUCCCAUUUCUGCUCUUAAAAGAAUUAAUUUAGAUCUCUUAAUAGACAUGAUUUUGACUGAAGCUGAGAUAAUGAAUUUGACGGGAGAUCCAACGGGUUCUGUAGAGGGUGUUAUACUUGAAACUAAAGUUAGCCAUUUAGGAGCACAAGCCACCAUUUUGGUAAAAAAAGGAACGCUAAAAAAAGGGACAAUAUUGUUUGGUGGCAAAACCUAUUGUAGAACAAGGUCAAUGCUUGAUGAAAAUGGAAAUCACCUCACAUCUGCAUCUUUAUCGACUCCAGUUCAAAUUUCUGGAUGGAAAGAAUUGCCUAGUGCAGGAGAUGAAGUUUUCGAAGUAGAAUCUGUUAAAAUAGCCAAUCAAUUAAUUAAACAUGUAGAACAAAAAAAUAAAAAAGAACAACAAGAAUUAGAAUCAGAAAUUAUAGAAGAAAAGCAAAGGUUGCAAAAAUUAGAAUUCAUGAAUUUCAAGGAAAAAUUGAAAAAAAUAUCUUCCUCCAAGGAACAUUGGCUAUUGAAACAAGAGGUUAUUGAAAAUGAAAAAUCUAAAAUCCUUAAAGCUAAUUCUAUGCCUUCCCUUAGUGUAAUUAUAAAAGGUGAUGUUCACGGAAGUAUAGAAGCCAUUCAAGAAAUUUUUGACACAUAUGACAAAAAUGAUGAAUGUGAGCUUUCAAUAGUAAGUUCUUCCGUUGGUAAAAUCACUCUUAAAGAUGUUGAGCUUGCUGAAACUUUUAACGCUAUCAUAUAUGCCUUUAAUGUUGACUUAAAUGACGAUUUAAAAAAUAUUGUGAAAACGAAAAAAGUCGAUAUUCGAAAGCAUAAUGUUAUCUAUAAAAUGAUUGACGAUUUAAAAGAUGAAAUAUCAUCCAGAUUACCAAUGAAAAAUUGUGAAAGAGUAUUAGGAGAAGCAGAAGUGUUACAAGUUUUUUUCGUAACAUAUAUGAACAAAAAGAAAAAACUUCCAGUUGCCGGUUGUAAAUGUAAUAAAGGUGAACUCAAAAAAGAUGCAUUGUUUAGAAUUGUCAGAAAUGAUGAAAUAAUAUUUGAGGGAAAAUUGUUAUCAAUGAAACAUCUCAAAAAUGAAGUCGGUACAAUUCGUACAAAUGCAGAAUGCGGAUUAUUAUUUGAUUCUCUCGCUUCUGAAUUCAAACCCUCAGAUAAAAUCAUUUGCUAUGAAUUAUAUCAAGUUCCACAAAAAACUUCUUGGAAUCCUGGUUUUUAG
Pediculus humanus corporis (human body louse) is the source of this 1878-nucleotide messenger RNA. RefSeq names its product translation initiation factor IF-2, putative. The record is from RefSeq and is a predicted model, not a curated record. Bases 1 to 1878 code for a protein of 625 amino acids. The transcript is spliced from 12 exons. Gene Ontology annotation, molecular function: GTP binding; GTPase activity. NCBI's taxonomy places the organism in Eukaryota, Metazoa, Arthropoda, Insecta, Psocodea, Pediculidae.